Messenger RNA from Ricinus communis (castor bean), 2662 nucleotides. Its product is annotated as folylpolyglutamate synthase. Gene Ontology annotation, cellular component: cytoplasm; cytosol; mitochondrion. The record is from RefSeq and is a predicted model, not a curated record. NCBI's taxonomy places the organism in Eukaryota, Viridiplantae, Streptophyta, Magnoliopsida, Malpighiales, Euphorbiaceae. Gene Ontology annotation, molecular function: tetrahydrofolylpolyglutamate synthase activity; ATP binding. The coding region runs from base 368 to 2320 and encodes 650 amino acids. Gene Ontology annotation, biological process: tetrahydrofolylpolyglutamate biosynthetic process. The transcript is spliced from 17 exons.
UACAAAAGGAAAAAAUAAUUAAACAACAAGGGGCCAAUUCACCAAACCCUAAAUCAUUACCACAAUCUACCAAACCCUAAAUCAUUACCACGUGUAGCCCACUCCAAUAUUUUUAUUAAAGGAAAUCUGGAAUUAGAUGUUAUAAAAUAUUGGUGAAGGAAAAAAAUUCCUAGAAAAUAGAAAAUGCAAGUCAUGGUUCGUGAAGUAGAGCUGAUUAUACAGACAAUCAGUCACAGCCACAGAAGUAGGAGACAGGUCUGAGAAAGGAACAAAGCAGUAGUGCAACUCUUGUAUAGGCCAACUCUCAGCUCAAGCUUCUCAACUGCAAGAAAACUGUGGCUAUUUCUCUUAUGGCUCUCUCUGGUUGAUGUUUCCUAUGUUCAUUUAUACAAGCAAUUAUCUCAAGUGUGGGAUAAUUAGAGUUUCACACUUCCAUAAGAGAGAAUAUCGUUUUGCUACCAGAGCACCAUGGAACUGUUCUUUUCAACCAGCUUGUGUGGACAGAAAUAAUCUGACUGGGCAUAGGAAACACCAUUCUCAAGCAACAGGCUUUAAGUAUCAAAAGGUGUUAUCUCAAGGAAUGGAAAAAACAGAAAGCAAUCUGGCUGUCAAAGAUUCCUAUGAAACUGCCAUGCAAGCACUUUCCUCUCUAAUCACACGUCAGAAACGUGGGAGUCCCUCGUCUAUUCCUGGAAAAUAUGGGAAAUUAGACAGAAUGCGGAUAUAUCUUAAGAUACUAGACUUGGAACAACAUAUACCUGGGCUCAAGAUUAUCCAUGUUGCUGGAACUAAAGGGAAGGGUUCAACAUGCACAUUUUCUGAAGCUAUUUUACGACAAUGUGGCUUUCGAACAGGGCUUUUUACUUCCCCCCACUUAAUUGAUGUCAGAGAAAGAUUUCGUAUAGAUGGAUUGGACAUAUCUGAAGAUAAAUUUUUAUUGUACUUCUGGGAUUGCUGGAAUCAGUUGAAGGGAAAGGUAACCGAGGACCUCCCUAUGCCCCCACUAUUUCAAUUCCUCACAGUCUUGGCAUUCAAAAUAUUUAUCUGCGAACAGGUAGAUGUUGCAGUAAUUGAAGUUGGUCUUGGAGGAACUGAUGAUUCAACAAAUGUGAUUAAAGAGCCUGUUGUCUGUGGCAUUACAUCUUUGGGGAUGGAUCACACAGAGUCGUUGGGUAAUACACUUGGAAAAAUUGCAUCACACAAGGCUGGAAUCUUCAAGCCUCAAAUUCCUGCAUUCACCGUACCUCAACUAUCCGAAGCAAUGGAUGUUCUUCAGGGGAAGGCCCAUGAACUAAUGGUACCCCUGCAAGUAGUGACACCUCUUGAUUACAAAAAGUGGGAGGGGUUAAAGCUUAGCUUAUCCGGUGAUCAUCAAUUCACUAAUGCUGGUCUUGCUGUUUCCCUAUGUAAAUGCUGGCUUCAGAGGACAGGAAACUGGGAGAAAAUCUUCCAAAAUUCACCAGUCAACUUUUGGAAUGUGCAACAGAAUAACCAGAAAGCUGAUUUGCCAGAGGCAUUUCGCAGAGGUCUUGCAACAGCUCAUCUCUCCGGGAGGGCUCAAAUUGUCUACGAUUCGUCUUCAAGGUUUCACAGUUCAUUAGAAGUAGCUGAAAGUUCUUCUGGAGAACUAAUAUUCUACUUGGAUGGAGCUCACAGUCCAGAAAGCAUGGAGGCUUGUGCCAAGUGGUUCUCCAGUGCUGUUCAAGAAAACAAGACAUUACCAGAGUUAUCAUCUCCUAAUGGUGCUCAAGUAAUGAAAGAAGUCUUGGGAAAUGGUUACAUCCAAUGUGAAAGGAGCAGUGCUGAAGAGUCUAAGAAAACAUCAAAGAAGAUUCUUUUAUUCAAUUGCAUGGAUGUAAGAGAUCCUAAAAUUUUGCUUCCACAGCUUGUCAGUACAUGUGCUUCCUCAGGUACCUACUUCUCAAAGGCCAUUUUUGUCCCAAGCAUGUCAACAUACAACAAGGUUACUUCUGGUGCCUCGGCCAUUCCUUCAGAUACCUCCCCUACCCGGGAUUUGUCAUGGCAAUUCAGCCUGCAGAAGCUCUGGCAGAAGAUUAUCCAUGGCAUAGAAGCAGAUGUUGUACUUGACAAGUUCGAUAGUGCAGAGAAUUUACCACCACGAGAGUUCCUUUAUGAGGAUGCUUCUCAUUGCAGUCCUACAACAGGAAAUUUGGCCUGCAGUGCCGUCAUUUCUUCCUUGCCGUUGGCAAUAAGUUGGUUGAGGGAUUGUGUUAGAGAAAAUCCUACUCUAAGAGUUCAGGUUCUUGUCACUGGAUCAUUGCAUCUAGUUGGAGAUGUACUAAAGCUGUUAAAGAGAUGAUACACAGAUGACAUAAAUUAGAAGGAUCUCAACCUUGAGAUUGUCCUUAACAUUCUUUUACACAUUGAUUUUACCACCCAUUUUUGAAGCAGCCAAGGUAUAUCGCACAACUCAAAGCCUGGCUAACCAAAUAAUGUUGUCUUUCGAGUGCCGGUCAAUUUUCUUGAACAAUCUACAUGCUGUUGUAUUAUGAUAACUUAAAAGAACACCAUUGCUUUUGGAAUAUUCGUAUUCUUGGAAUGUCUCAUUUGUUUCAGAAUAAUGACAUUGAUUUGGAGAACGCUUGCUCAUUUGAUUUUGUGGAGGCAUUCCUUAAUUUUAUUCAUUGGAAACUUCUGGUUA